UUUGGUUGUGCCGUUUCCAGGAACAUGUCGGCGGACGAAUGCCGUGUCGAAGGCGACGAUGGACUGGGAGACCCUGACGUGAAGAUCAUCCUUUUGGGCGAUUCCGCCGUGGGCAAGUCCAAGUUAGUCGAACGCUUCAUGAUGAAUGAAUACCAGCCUCGUCAAUUGUCCACGUUUGCGUUGACGUUGUUCCGAAAGGAUUUCACGACGCCAGACGGCAAGUCCGUCAAGAUCGACUUCUGGGACACGGCCGGCCAAGAACGAUUCAACAGCAUGCAUGCGUCAUACUACUUUGGCGCGUCCGCGUGUAUCCUUGUGUUUGACGUCACUCGGAAGACAACGUACCAGCACUUGGCCGACUGGUACAAGGAGCUGAGGGAAUACUGUGAAACCAUCCCGUGUUUCCUCGCGGCAAAUAAAGUGGACGUUGAUUUGGAGGUAUUAUGUUAUUCCCAGCAAAUAUUUGUCGUGGAAAUAUUAUGCUGAAUGAUGUAAAAUAAUCAUAUUAACUGGUAGAUUCAUGUUCAACAGGUCAUUUCUUUCUUGAAACGUUGGUAUUAGCCUCUUCUUAUUAUAUUUAAUUUUAUAAUGCUCGUCAUCUAUAAACUACCAACUUUUCACAACAUUUUCUGACUUCUAUUUUCAUAUUAAUUACUCAAAAUUUCAGCAAAUUCAGACGUAGAAUCGGUUGAUUGGUUUUUAUCCCAAUAGAAGGAUGUUUUUCUUCGCGGCGAUAAUAUAUUUAUAUUCAUAUUUGGCGUGCUAAUAUUUCUUCCGUGGUGAAAAUACUACGAGUAUAUAUAUAUAUAUAUAUAUAUAUAUAUAUAUAUUCAGCAUACGUUAUCAUAACGAGCAGGUGACGAACAAAAAGUUUAAAUUUGCCGAGACACACAACUUGGGGUUUUCGUUCGUGUCGGCUGCCGACGGCACCAACGUGGUCAAGCUCUUUGAAGAUGCAAUCCAAGCAGCCCUCGACUUCAAGCACGAAGGCGGCGAUUUCGUGUCGGACGUGCUGGACUUGCUCAACGAGUCUCCCUUGGACAAACCUUCUCGAAAGUGACCAAGUGCGCCACGAAGGUUAUGCAAAAGAAAUACAAUAUGCGAAGACAACUGCUGUCGAGUUCAGUCGCGUACAUAACGAUAGACGUGUAUUCGCAUAGUACUUUGGUAUAUAAGUUGGGCCAAAUAAAACAGAAAUGAGACAUUGCCGUAA
This is a messenger RNA of Aphanomyces astaci, 1213 nucleotides long. RefSeq lists its product as hypothetical. The coding region runs from base 25 to 486 and encodes 153 amino acids. Lineage: Eukaryota; Oomycota; Saprolegniomycetes; Saprolegniales; Verrucalvaceae. Gene Ontology annotation, cellular component: Golgi apparatus; endosome. Gene Ontology annotation, molecular function: GTP binding; GTPase activity. The transcript has 7 exons. The record is from RefSeq and is a predicted model, not a curated record.